Messenger RNA from Nyctereutes procyonoides (raccoon dog), 917 nucleotides. It is a transcript of the gene ZG16, whose product is annotated as zymogen granule protein 16. The record is from RefSeq and is a predicted model, not a curated record. Lineage: Eukaryota; Metazoa; Chordata; Mammalia; Carnivora; Canidae. The coding region runs from base 273 to 776 and encodes 167 amino acids. The transcript has 5 exons.
AUGGCCACCAGAGGACACUGUAACGACACCACCGUCCUUUCUCUGCUUCCAUCUUCCCUUCUGGGUCCCAAAGAUAACAGCCAGGGAGGCUGUGAAUAUUCAGCGCAUCUGCUCAAGGAUGGAAGCUGAGGAGAGCACCCCCACCCCCCAUCCCAGCCCUUGGAGCAAAAGCUCCUGAGGGGAGUAUGUGACUCAACUCUUCUUUGGUGGCUGUCUCUCCAACAUCUCGAACAUUGCCUCCAACAUACAGAUGCUCCACAAACGUCCCCAGAAUGUUGACCAUUGCUCUUCUGGCCCUACUCUGUGCAUCAGCCUCAGCCAAUGCCAUUCAGGCUAGGUCCUCCUCAUACAAUGGAGAGUAUGGAGGUGGUGGAGGGGAGCGAUUCUCCCAUUCUGGCAACCAGCUGGAAGGCCCUAUCACUGCCCUCCGUGUCCGGGUCAACAGAUACUACAUCGUAGGCCUCCAGGUGCGCUAUGGCAAGGUAUGGAGCGACUAUGUGGGUGGCACCCAGGGAGAUCUGGAGGAGAUCUUCCUGCACCCCGGGGAGUCAGUGAUCCAGGUGUCUGGCAAGUACAAGUACUACCUGAGGAAGCUGGUCUUUGUGACGGACAAGGGCCGCUACCUGCCUUUUGGGAAAGACACAGGCACGAGCUUCAACGCUGUCCCCUUGUACCCCAACACUGUGCUCCGAUUCAUCAGCGGCCGUGCUGGCUCCCUCAUCAAUGCCAUUGGCCUGCACUGGGACGUCUACCCCAGUGACUGCAGCAGUUGCUGAGAUCCAGCCUUCUCCAGGCCCUGCACUGCGGCGACGGGUAUGGGAACCUCUUCACCACUAACUCCAUCUGCAAGGCUCAAUAAAAACAAAAGAACCUAGCUAAGGCUCAUGUGUGUGUGGGUGUGUGCAGCUGGAAUCUGC